AUGUAUGUAGAUGUAACAGACGCGGCAGUCGCACCGGCGGCGCCGCGCGGUUCGGUGGUGGCUUGCUGGCGCCAGUGGUGGCUGGUGGCGGGCGUGGGUGCAGUCAGCGCACAGCGCAGCCCGCUCGGCUGGGCUAUGGGCAGCUCGCAGCGGCUUGCCGCGGUCGCGGCCGUCUCCCACGCGAGGCACUACUACAACCACACUCAGCCAAAUGUCGCGCAGACGGAGGCAGCGCAUUAUAAUGUCAAUGUAUUUUUUGUAAGUGCGACCCUAUGCGGGGUGCUGGUUGCAGUGUGCGCAGCGUGCUGGCGGCGCUCGCCCGCUGCCGACAAGCCUGACGACGUAAUUGAGUGCCGAGGAGUCUACACAGUCAGCACUGAUGCUCGCCUACAGGUGCAGGAAGAACUCCCUGGCCCGCCGCCGGCCUACGAAUCUGUCGUCGAUGGUGCCUCGGGCCAUAAGCCCUGCCAAACGCUGCAGGAGGUGGUAACAGAACCCUGCCCACGCUGUCAGAGUACAGAGCUACAAGAUAGUGGUCUACCGUCAUACGAGGCGGCCGUCUUACUACGGGACACCAGAUUAUAA
Molecule: messenger RNA, 585 nt
Organism: Parnassius apollo (apollo)
Lineage: Eukaryota; Metazoa; Arthropoda; Insecta; Lepidoptera; Papilionidae
Source: the annotation of a GenBank genome assembly